GCGUGUGCCAAGAAGAUGGAUGCGAAUCAGACACUCUUCUCUUCAGUGAUGUUAUUGCACGAAGUGCCAUCGUUGGGAUUUGAGGUCUACAAUGUGUGCGUGAAUCAUCCAAUGAAGAUAAUAUCCGAUGGCAUAUGGACACAACAUGGAAGUGCAUUUCCUACACAGUAUUCAUACACCAUGCUUGAGCUUCAAAUACUUAUCAUCUUCGUGGUCACGCAAGGCUUUCAUUUCAUUCUCAAUCGAUUAGGCGUCCCUUUUUUCGUUUCACAAGUCAUGACAGGGUUUCUGAUGGGGCCAUCAGUUCCGACAGGACCAUUGGAAAAGUACAAGAAGAUGCUGUUCCCGUUCGGGAGUCCAGACAUCCUAAGCACACUAUCAUCGUUAGGGUACUCCUUCUACCUGUUCCUGAACUCAGUGCAGAUGGACCUAAGCUUGAUCACGAAAACAGGGAGAAAGGCUUGGGUGAUAGGGCUUUGCUGCUAUGGCAUUCCCAUAGUGGUGGGGUGUGGGAGCAUGGGGUUGUCGAAUUCCACGUGGAAGAGGAUCCUGGGAGAGGACAUUUCUGCUUUGCCUGUGGUUUUCAUAUCUCACAGUAGUUGCUCCUUCGCUGUCAUUUCAUGGUUGCUCAAUGACCUCGGAAUCCUCAACUCCGAACUCGGACGCCUCGCACUCUCCGCAGCUUUUGUUAACGAUGUUGCAGGUGGACUCUGGGCAGGGAUUGGUGCUGCAUAUUUCGGGAGACAGAACAUGAGCAUGUCUAUCCGUAUUAGAAACGUUACGGCAUUUCUUGCUUACGCAAUCUUCAUUCUUCUUAUUGGUCGUCCUGCGAUGAGGUGGAUCGUGAAGAGGACCCCAGAAGGUAGAUCGGUUAACAAGGGAUACAUCUACGCCAUCAUAGUAGUGUUCUUGGGAUUGGGCUACUUUGCCAAGUUUUUCGGUGAACCCUUCUUAGUAGGAGCUGUUAUUUUUGGACUUGCAGUCCCUGAGGGUCCUCCUCUGGGUUCUGCACUCGUUACCCAACUUGAGCUGUUCUCCAAGUGGUUCCUCUGCUCCAUUUUUGUCACAUGUGUCACCAUGAAGGUGGAUCUCACCAAAUGUAACUCUCUCUCCUUCGUAAUUGUCAUUUCUGGUGUCAUCAUUAUGGUGCACCUGGUUAGGUGGCUUUUGUGCAUGGGAAUUUGCCGAUACUGCAAGAUUCCCUUCAAGGAUGGCUUUUGUCUUGCUCUCAUUUUGAGCUGCAAAGGGGUUGUUGAUAUCUGCUCCUAUCUCCUAGUCUACGAUGCCAUGGUACAAAAGAGAACAGUAGUAGAUGUUAUGAUCGUCUCAGUGUUGGUCCUAGGUACGGCUUCGAGGUUUGGUGUGAAGGCAUUGUAUGACCCUUCAAGGAAAUACGCAGGGUACCAGCAUAGGAACAUCAUGAGCUUGAAACACAGUGAACUUCGGAUAGUUGCAUGCAUCCACAAGCCAUGGCACUCGGUUCACAUCAAGAACGUGCUCGAAUUUUGCUCCCCGGCACCAGAUAACACACUGGUAGCAGAAAUUUUGCACCUCAUGGAGCUAGUUGGAAGGUCCAAUCCCAUUUUCAUUGCACACAAACUUCAGCAAAGUGCAGGAUCAUCAUCCUACAACUACUCUGGGGAACUCAUUGUAGCCUUUGACCUUUUCGAACGUGACUAUCUUGGUGCUGUCACUGCCAAUACCUACACUGCCAUAUCCCCAGUGAUGUUCAUGAAUGAAGAUGUGUGCAACCUUGCUUUGGACAAAAAUGCAGCCCUUAUAGUCCUUCCAUUCCAUGUGAAAUGGGGAGGGGAUGGUUCAGUUGAGUCAGAGGAUAGCAACAUAAGGGCGCUUAAUGCCAGGAUUUUAGAAAGGGCACCUUGCUCUGUUGGGAUUCUUGUGAACCGUGGCCCUAGCUUCAACUCAAGAAGAAUCAGAGCGGCCAUGGUUUUCUUGGGAGGACCUGAUGAUAGAGAGGCCUUGUGCUUGGCUAAGAGGUUUGUCAAAGAUGUUGAUAAUAGUUUGGUUGUGUUCAGGUUGUUGGCACACGACAAAGAUACCUCCAAUUGGGAUCACAUGAUUGAUGAUGAAGCGAUGAGGGAAAUAAGUGGAGUUCAUGUUAAUCUAGAAAAUGUUAGAUAUGAAGAGAUUACUAUAGGAGAUGCAUCCCAGACAACGUUUCUCAUCAAAGAUAUAGCCAACAAAUUUGAUUUUAUUGUAGUUGGUAGACGCUAUGGGGUCAGAUCUUCUCAGACCUAUGGCUUGGAGCAUUGGACUGAAUAUUCAGAGUUAGGGGUAAUUGGUGAUUUGCUUGCUUCACAUGAUACAGAUACUACGGCUUCAGUUUUGGUUGUGCAACAACAACCAUCUCAUGAAGACCACAGAUAA
Molecule: messenger RNA, 2388 nt
Organism: Vigna umbellata (rice bean)
Lineage: Eukaryota; Viridiplantae; Streptophyta; Magnoliopsida; Fabales; Fabaceae
Product: cation/H(+) antiporter 4-like
Biological process (GO): regulation of pH; proton transmembrane transport
Cellular component (GO): membrane; endomembrane system
Molecular function (GO): antiporter activity
Source: RefSeq, a predicted model, not a curated record